Aspergillus versicolor CBS 583.65 is the source of this 3705-nucleotide messenger RNA. Its product is annotated as putative RNA helicase-like splicing factor (HRH1). NCBI's taxonomy places the organism in Eukaryota, Fungi, Ascomycota, Eurotiomycetes, Eurotiales, Aspergillaceae. Gene Ontology annotation, molecular function: RNA binding; ATP binding. The coding region runs from base 1 to 3705 and encodes 1234 amino acids. Gene Ontology annotation, cellular component: intracellular anatomical structure; catalytic step 2 spliceosome. Gene Ontology annotation, biological process: spliceosomal complex disassembly. The record is from RefSeq and is a predicted model, not a curated record. The transcript has a single exon.
AUGGACGACCUCCAGUCCCUCGAACACCUCUCCCUCAUCUCGCGCAUAACAAACGAACUCCAAAACCACCUUGGUGUAAGCGACAAAGUCCUCGCCGAGUUUGUCGUCGACCAACACCUAAAAUGCGCGUCGUUCGCCGAAUUUAAGAGUAUGCUCGAGGGCAUGGGCGCUGAGUUCCCGAUGAGUUUGAUGGAGAGUGUGGAUCGGUUGGUUCUUACGAUGCACCCGAGCUAUAAAAAUCGGAACAAGGAUAAAUCGCAUGAAGAUGGAGACGGUGCGGGAGCGGGAGAUGAUAUGGAUGCGUUGAAUGCGUUGGAGAAGAAGGCACGGGUUUUCAAGGGGUUAGCUGUGCCGGAUCGCGAUGGGGGUUGGGCAGAGGAGGAGUAUACGGAAGCUAAUGGGAAUGGUGCUGAAGAGGGGGAUGCGAAGGAUAGUGCGAUGGAUGAUACAUUUGCGAUGUUGGAGGGGUUGGCGGGGAAGGCAAGGACGAAAACGACGACCGAGUCAAGGCCGAAUAUUGAUAAUGAGAAAAGGAAGCGGAGUCGGAGCCCGGAACAUGAUGAUUAUAGUCGGCGAAGGCGAAAAGACAGAUAUCGGUCGAGGUCGAGAUCACGCAGCCCGGUCUACAAUAAGAGGGAUGAGGAUGGAGUUGAUGAGUUUGGCCGGUCGAAGGGAAGGUAUAGCUCCCGAGACGAUGAAUACCGCAAUGGUCGGAGCGAGCGGCGGGGUCGGCGACGCGAUGACGAUGAUUACUUCCGCAAAGCGCCGCCUGCUGAGCUGGAUGACCAGCCCGUUCUGUACAAGGUCUACGAUGGGCGAGUUACGGGUGUGAAGGACUUUGGCGCGUUUGUAAAUCUACCAGGGGUCAAGGGAAAGGUCGAUGGACUGGUGCAUGUUUCUGCAAUGCAGGAGGGUGUGCGGGUCAACCACCCCUCUGAUUUGGUCUCUCGCGGUAAGCCUGUCAAGGUCAAAGUGAUCAGUAUACAAGGUUCACGCAUAGGCCUGUCCAUGAAGGAGGUGGACCAGGAAACUGGGCGAGACCUCAUUCCUCAGAAGCGCCUUGCAUCCGGAGCUAAUAUGGAACGGCUGGAUGGCAUGCCGUCAAACGAUAGAUACGGCAACCUUAGCUCAGAUGUUCCUAUCAUCGAGGAGGACGGCGGUAGGCCGAUGAAAAACCGAAAACGCUUGACAUCGCCAGAGCGGUGGGAAAUAAAGCAGCUCAUCGCGUCCGGAGCUGUCUCGGCAGCUGAUUAUCCUGAUAUUGACGAAGAGUACCACGCAACCCUGACCGGAGAGGGCACUUUCGAAGAAGAAGAGGAUAUCGACAUUGAGGUUAAGGAUGAAGAACCUCCUUUCCUGGCAGGCCAGACGAAGAUGUCGCUAGAAUUGUCCCCGAUUCGGGUUGUCAAGGCUCCAGAUGGAUCUAUGAAUCGCUCAGCAAUGGCGGGAACAAAUUUGGCUAAAGAGCGGAGAGACCUCAGACAACAGGAGGCCCAAGACAAAGCAGCAGAACGAGCAGCGGAUGUGGACCUCAAUGCACAGUGGCAAGAUCCCAUGGCUAAUGAGCGGCAAUUUGCGGCGGAUCUUCGCUCAACCCAGCAAGCCACUACGGAUGAAGCUGUCCCAGAAUGGAAGAGAGUUACCAUGGGCAAGAACCAGUCAUUUGGAAAACGAACGAAUAUGUCGAUCAAGCAGCAGCGCGAGAGUUUGCCUGUGUUCAAGUUCCGCCAGCAGCUGCUGGAGGCCGUAGCCGAGAACCAGUUGAUGAUUGUUGUCGGUGACACAGGAUCUGGAAAGACUACGCAAGUGACGCAGUACCUGGCCGAGGGCGGCUGGGCUAACAAUGGAAUUAUUGGUUGUACACAACCUCGCCGUGUCGCCGCAAUGUCAGUUGCUAAGCGUGUGGCCGAGGAGGUGGGCUGCAAACUUGGAGCAGAGGUUGGGUAUACCAUUCGUUUCGAAGAUUGCACCAGCCCAGACACCAAGAUCAAGUACAUGACGGAUGGCAUGUUACAGAGAGAGGUCUUGUUGGAUCCGGAUCUAAAAAAAUAUUCAGUGAUCAUGCUUGACGAGGCCCACGAGCGCACAAUCGCAACAGAUGUUCUUUUUGGACUGCUGAAGAAAACGCUAAAGCGGAGACCAGACUUGAGGCUUAUCGUCACUUCUGCGACAUUGGAUGCAGAUAAAUUCUCAGAGUACUUCUACGGCUGCCCUAUCUUCUCGAUUCCUGGACGAACAUAUCCUGUGGAGAUCAUGUACUCGAAAGAACCCGAGUCAGACUAUCUGGAUGCAGCUCUUAUCACUGUCAUGCAGAUUCAUCUGACUGAGCCCCCCGGUGACAUGCUUCUGUUUUUGACAGGCCAAGAAGAGAUUGACACGGCGUGUGAGAUACUGUAUGAGCGAAUGAAAGCUUUAGGGCCAAGUGUUCCAGAGUUGGUUAUCCUUCCUGUCUACUCUGCGCUACCUAGUGAAAUGCAGAGUAGAAUCUUCGACCCUGCCCCUUCCGGCGGCCGGAAGGUUGUUAUUGCGACGAACAUUGCCGAAACCUCGAUCACGAUUGACAAUAUUUACUAUGUUAUUGAUCCAGGUUUUGUGAAGCAAAACGCCUAUGACCCUAAGCUUGGUAUGGAUUCCCUAGUCGUGACGCCUAUCUCACAAGCACAGGCCAAGCAACGUGCUGGUCGUGCUGGAAGAACCGGCCCUGGAAAAUGUUUCCGAUUAUACACCGAAGCCGCAUAUCAAUCAGAGAUGUUACCAACUACAAUCCCUGAAAUUCAACGACAAAAUCUUUCGCAUACUAUCCUCAUGCUCAAAGCCAUGGGCAUUAACGACCUACUACAUUUCGACUUCAUGGACCCCCCUCCAACGAACACCAUGCUUACUGCCCUCGAAGAACUCUAUGCAUUGUCAGCGCUCGACGACGAAGGCCUUCUGACCCGUCUAGGUCGCAAAAUGGCCGAUUUCCCAAUGGAACCUGCCCUUGCUAAGGUCCUAAUCGCCUCAGUAGACCUUGGGUGUUCUGAAGAACUUCUCAGCAUCGUCGCCAUGCUCUCUAUCCAGUCAGUUUUCUACCGCCCCAAAGAAAAACAACAACAAGCGGACCAGAAGAAAGCCAAGUUCCAUGACCCGCACGGCGACCACCUAACGCUACUGAACGUAUACAAUGCCUGGAAAAAAUCCAAUUUCAACAAUGCCUGGUGCUUUGAGAAUUUCAUUCAAGCCCGGCAGAUCCGCCGUGCGCAAGACGUCCGUCAGCAACUGCUAGGCAUCAUGCAACGCUACCACCACAAGAUCGUCUCAUGCGGUCGCAACACAACGAAGGUCCGUCAAGCGCUCUGCACGGGGUUCUUCCGAAAUGCAGCCCGCAAGGACCCCACUGAGGGCUACAAGACACUCGUCGAGGGCACGCCUGUCUAUAUGCAUCCUAGCUCUGCGAUGUUUGGCAAGCCCGCUGAGCACGUCAUCUACCACACACUCGUCCUCACGACGAAGGAGUACAUGCACUGCACGACCGGGAUCGAGCCGAAGUGGCUUGUCGAGGCGGCGCCGACAUUCUUCAAGGUCGCGCCAACGGACCGACUGUCGAAGAGGAAGAAGGCCGAGCGGAUUCAGCCGCUGCAUAAUCGGUUUGCGGGCGAGGAUGAUUGGCGGCUGUCUGCGCAGAAAAGACAGGGUCGUGGUGGUGGUGGUGGGACUUGGGGAUAG